AGCCCUUAUUCUGGCUGGAUACUCUGUCAUAUCUGUUGGCGCUGCCUCUGAUGUCACUGAAUGAGCAGUGCGGGCUUCCAGUGCGCACCUUCGGGGACGCAGCAGUGGCACAGCCAGUGGAUUGUGCUGUGCGUUCGCCAACUACCCGGAAACCUUUUGUUUCUCACGUUUUUCCUCUCAUCCGGAUUUCAGUCCGUGUUUGCACUUCUGCUCAUCCGCCUGGGUUUAUUCCAAUGAACUUUUUUGGAAGCGGGAAAGCAGUCGCCAGAUAUUCUGCUGUCUUGGUCUGCACCAAUUUAAGUUGAACGGUCAGUUUACGCCCAACAGCAGCAGCAGCAGCAGCGGCGGCGGCGGCAGCUUUCAGCACCAUGGAGAGCAACGUGGUGCACAUCUUCAAAGAGGACCGGUGUCCCUCGGGCCAGCCGGGGGAGUGCAUCCCAAACUUUACCUGGCAACCUUCGGAUAUCUUCAACUACACUGCCAACGGCACCUGGGAUGCUGAACCCGAGCCAAUGUCGCCCAUCAUCCCCAUCAUAGUCGCCGUUUACUCCAUAGUGUUCGUGGUGGGCUUAGUCGGCAAUUGUUUGGUGAUGUAUGUCAUCAUAAGAUACACAAAAAUGAAAACAGCCACCAACAUCUACAUCUUUAACCUGGCCGUGGCUGACGCCCUGGUCACCACCACCAUGCCCUUCCAGAGCACCGACUACCUGCUCAGCUCCUGGCCGUUUGGCGAGAUAGCGUGCAAAGUUUUCAUCUCCAUCGAUUACUAUAACAUGUUCACCAGCAUCUUCACCUUGACCAUGAUGAGCGUUGACCGCUACGUAGCUGUGUGUCACCCUGUUAAGGCCUUGGAUUUCCGGACCCCCGUCAAGGCCAAGAUCAUCAAUGUUAUCAUCUGGGUGCUGUCGUCGGCUGCUGGGAUCCCUGCCAUGAUACUGGGCAGCACCAAUACUAAUAACGGGACUACAGAGUGUGCUUUACAGUUCCCUGAUCCCUACAUCUACUGGGACACGCUGAUGAAGAUCUGUGUCUUCAUCUUUGGAUUUGUGGCACCGGUCAUCAUUAUAACUGUCUGCUACACUCUGAUGGUCAUGAGGCUGAAGAGCGUGCGGCUGCUGUCAGGCUCGCGCGAGAAGGACCGCAACCUGCGUCGCAUCACCCGUCUGGUGCUGGUGGUGGUCGCCGUCUUUGUGGUGUGCUGGACACCCAUUCACAUCUUCAUCUUGGUCAAGACGCUGUCAACAAAUGUCCCAGAGACCACGGCUGUUAUGGCCGCCUACUUCUUCUGCGUGGCGCUGGGCUACACCAACAGCAGCCUUAACCCCAUCCUCUAUGCUUUCCUGGAUGAGAACUUCAAGAGAUGCUUCAGAGACUUUUGCUGUCCCAGAACACAAGGACAAGGUGACUGUCAUGGAGUGAGCCGUGUGAGAAGCACUCUGCGGGAUCAUUCUUGCCCUGCAGAAGCUCGGGGAGGCGUAAAGCAAGCCAGGCCCGUAUGACUAGCCAUGGACAUGUCCUCUAUGCCCUAUCAGAGCUGGGAGGACUCCAAUGAGCUGGGCUUAACUCAAAUCACUACAGCUAUCUGAGAUAAAAGCCAGAGUCAGGGCCAGAUUUUUAGCUCUGUAUCCAGCACGUUGGUCAAAUAAGCCAAAAACAUGUUCACUUAAAAGAUUAGCUUGGUGCUAAUCUGUUUUAUUCUUACUACACAAAUCCCAUGAAAAGGCCACAACCAACAAAGAUUGGAGCUUCUAAUUUUCUGUACGCUACUCUGCUGCAAUGAAUGAGUCACUAAAGUCACUAAAAAGUAUUAAUUUCUCACUAAAAAUAGUCACCAAGGAAUGCACUUCAGUCGUGUUGGAGACCACAGAAAACAAAUAAUUAAGCCUUAAAAGAAUGAACUGUAUGUAAUAGUAUACAGAGACGACUUAAGUUUUUAAAAGAUGCACAGACAUGAAUAGGCUUCAGUUCAAGUUAUGUAAAAAAAAAAUCUUGACAGAAAGAUGAACCUGUUGGUGGUUUUGGUAUUUAAGUAUAAAAGAGUUUAAAGUCCUACUCGCAAGUUUAUCAUUAUAAGCGUGAUGUUACUUUUUUAUUGUGUUUUUUUUUAAUCUUCUUUUUAAAAAGAAAUCAUAUUCAAAGGAUAGUGGGAUGCAUCAUCAUCAUGCCCAUGCAGAUACCUGCUAAAUAGUGAUAAGACAUAUACAGGCAGAACACUACAUUAAUCAGAAGUCUUUUCAGAAAGCCAUAUUAUUUGCCAGAAAAUUGCAUCAAAAAUAUAACACUGACCCCACAAACACACUCAAGAAGUCUAGGUCUAUAUCCUUAAGCCUUAAUGCAAAAAGAAAAUGAGUUAGUUACAAACAGGAUAACAACUAAGACAAAAACCCGUCCCU
This is a messenger RNA of Neolamprologus brichardi, 2393 nucleotides long. RefSeq names its product opioid receptor, kappa 1 (gene oprk1). NCBI's taxonomy places the organism in Eukaryota, Metazoa, Chordata, Actinopteri, Cichliformes, Cichlidae. Gene Ontology annotation, molecular function: neuropeptide binding; dynorphin receptor activity. The record is from RefSeq and is a predicted model, not a curated record. Gene Ontology annotation, biological process: sensory perception of pain; G protein-coupled opioid receptor signaling pathway; neuropeptide signaling pathway. Gene Ontology annotation, cellular component: plasma membrane; neuron projection.